AAAAAUAAGGUUCAUAUUAGAUUCUAUUCCAAGCCCAAACCACUUCAGGCCCAUGGCUUGUCCUUUGCAGGUUGAGUCGAACUGAACUCAUCUAGCCGGAAAACAAAAAGCUGACCGGUAAACGCUACGGAGUUGCUCAUCGGCCUUCAAAACAGUGAGAAUCCCAGGUUUAACUCUCUCCCUUUUCUUUCGAAUUUUCCUUCCCUUUCGCGCGCGCGACUAUUCGAUUCCAGCGUGAUUUGCGGCCACCGUUGCCGCUCCACCAGAAGAAUUUUGUGGUGAAGAUGUACCUGUAGCUCCAACUGAAAAUCUUGAAUCUGUCUCUGAUGGAAAAAGGCAAUGGCUGCUGCUUCUCUAGUGUAUCUUCAGCUGUUAUUCUUUCAACUGUCGCUUUCGUUGUCAUCUUGAUCUUUGUUCGUGUCCUUUAUGUCAUAUAUUAUUGUAGUGGAAGACCCUUGAGCAAAAGAGCAUCAAAACCUGUUAGUACCCUUAUUAUUUUAGGAUCAGGGGGUCAUACUGCCGAGAUGCUUAAUCUAUUGGCAGUGUUACAGAAAGAUAGGUUUACUCCGAGAUUCUACAUUGCUGCUGCUACUGAUAAUAUGAGUCUUCAAAAAGCUAUGUUGUUGGAGAACUCCCUUGCAUCUGAGAGUGGAAUAGACGUUGCUAAUACUGCACAGUUCAUGAAGAUUUAUCGAAGUAGGGAAGUUGGUCAAUCAUAUAUAACCUCAGUUUGGACUACUUUAAUCGCAAUAGUCCAUGCAUUAUGGCUGAUGAUUAAAAUUAGGCCUGAAGUGAUACUUUGCAAUGGACCUGGAACUUGCAUUCCCCUUUGUGUUAUUGCCUUUAUAUUUAAGGUACUUGGAAUCAGAUGGUCGUCAAUUUUUUACGUCGAGAGUAUCGCAAGAGUGAAAAGGCUCUCCUUGAGUGGCUUGCUCCUAUACAAGUUGUCGAUGGCAGACCAAAUUUUUGUUCAAUGGCCACAGUUGCAACGACAAUAUCCCCGAGCUACCUAUGUUGGUAGACUCAUGUAAUCAAUCGAACAAAUUUGUAUUAUGCAAUCAACAAAUUUCAAAUUUUGCUUAUAAUAUUUCUAUAAAGCAAGAUAUUCAGAGCUUUAA
Molecule: messenger RNA, 1118 nt
Organism: Lathyrus oleraceus (garden pea)
Lineage: Eukaryota; Viridiplantae; Streptophyta; Magnoliopsida; Fabales; Fabaceae
Exons: 6
Coding region: 327-1031 (234 amino acids)
Biological process (GO): dolichol-linked oligosaccharide biosynthetic process
Cellular component (GO): UDP-N-acetylglucosamine transferase complex
Molecular function (GO): N-acetylglucosaminyldiphosphodolichol N-acetylglucosaminyltransferase activity
Source: RefSeq, a predicted model, not a curated record